Messenger RNA from Pieris macdunnoughi, 519 nucleotides. Lineage: Eukaryota; Metazoa; Arthropoda; Insecta; Lepidoptera; Pieridae. The record is from the annotation of a GenBank genome assembly.
AUGAAGGAAGCUAUGAGUACAUUAAAUACAGUUUUAAAAAAGCCGCAAGUGCCUGAAGACGAUUUCGAUCGUUAUAGCAAGAUUCUUGCGAAUGAACUCCCCGAAUAUCCGGCGGAACUUAGCCGCAAAAUCGUCGAUCUAUCUCCAUCUCCAAUGCCCAAGAAAAGAACCAAAAAAACAUCUGGCUACAUAGAUUCAGCCUUAACUAAACUGGACAAUAUUGAGAGACGAGCGAGACUGGAAAAAAGGAUGACGAUUUGGUCUGUUGAUUCAACCUAUACUAAUUCAGUUUAUACUCCGCAAGCAAACACACCUUUAUCUUCGUUCUCAGAAGCGACACCACAAGCUUCUAGAAAACGGAAAAUCAACCAAAGAAAGGACAAAGGAAAUAUCAGACGUCGACAUGUUGCUGAAUGGAAAGACAACAAAAGGAAAAUGCUAAGAAACUUGGGCAAGGAGUACGAGAGUCGCGAUGGUACUGUAAGGUGUGGUAAAUCUUUAGGUCCUACGUGUCAAUGA